UUUCAUUAAAAACAUUUAUAUUUGUCAAGAAAAUCAAGUAUAAUUUAUCGAAAAAAAAUUCAAAUUCAAAUUUAUUUAAACAAUAUUAAAAUGAGUAAAAAACCUGAUCAAUUUGGAGGUGAUACAAGUGCUUCAAGUAUCAAUGAAAUUAUAGAAAAACCAAGUGUUCCACUGCCAGAAAAUCUUUCAGACGUUCCAGAAAAUCUUCCAGACGUUCCAGAAAAAAUAACAAAAAAUUUUAAUAAUAAUUCCGAAAUUCCAGGUAUUAUUAAAAAAUUUAAUAAUGAUACUUUUGUUGAACCAUCAUCAUCGACAAAUGGCUAUCCUGAAAAGUCACCAAUGCCAUCACCAAAAGAUGAGACAUCAAGUGAUGGAUUAAAAGAAAUAUUUUCAGCAGUCAAAUCAUUGGAUGCUAAUCGAUAUGCCACUAAGAAAACUAUUGCUCAGGGUAUGCUAGAUAUUGCUCUAUUAACUGCAAAUGCUUCCCAAUUGAAAUACAUCCUUCAGGUGGGAAGACAACAUGAAUUUUAUACACUCAUGCUGACACUCAUUUGUCUAUCAAUUGGUCUCCAGAUUAUUCAAGGAAUUAUUUGUCUGCUACUUGGAAGUACCUACAAUAUUAAUAAAGAAAAAGAUCAAAAAAAUGCAAACACUUGGAAUAAUAUUGUCUUGGCAAUGAUGGUCCUGACAGUGGCUAUAAAUAUUUUAAUAUCUGCAUUUGAAAUGAAAGACUCGUAUCACAUUCAAGAAGUACCAAUGCACUCUGGCUAUUAUCCAUAUUAAUUAUUAUCAUUAAAAGAAAAAGGAAAUAAUACACGAAAUCUUCUCGACUGAUGAAGAAAUAUUUUUAUUUUUUUUUCUUUACUCCAUUUGAUUCACUCCAUUAUACAAUUUUUGGUUUAUAAUUUUUUAUCUUUUUUAUACAUAUAUUUUUUUUUUAAACUCUCUCUGAAUACACAUAUUCAAUUAUUCACAUAACAAACAUUUAACAAUUGUGUACAUUAUUCAUAAAUAGACAUGAAAAAAAAAUAGAUAGAUAUUUCAAAAGUUUCUAUGACUAGAUAUACAUUUUUUUUUUUUUUUUACAUACAUUUAGUAAUAAUAAUUUUUUUUUUUUUGUUCAUUUUGAUGUUAACAUAUUUUAAAUAAUUGUUUUAAUUGUUGUUGAGACAGUUGAGGUCAUUUUUUCCC
Molecule: messenger RNA, 1191 nt
Organism: Aphidius gifuensis
Lineage: Eukaryota; Metazoa; Arthropoda; Insecta; Hymenoptera; Braconidae
Exons: 5
Coding region: 91-783 (230 amino acids)
Biological process (GO): tissue regeneration; cell adhesion
Cellular component (GO): membrane
Source: RefSeq, a predicted model, not a curated record